This is a messenger RNA of Pseudocercospora fijiensis CIRAD86, 1194 nucleotides long. RefSeq lists its product as uncharacterized. Bases 42 to 1085 code for a protein of 347 amino acids. Gene Ontology annotation, biological process: negative regulation of transcription by RNA polymerase II; chromatin organization. Gene Ontology annotation, cellular component: pericentric heterochromatin. The transcript has a single exon. Gene Ontology annotation, molecular function: chromatin binding. Lineage: Eukaryota; Fungi; Ascomycota; Dothideomycetes; Mycosphaerellales; Mycosphaerellaceae. The record is from RefSeq and is a predicted model, not a curated record.
AGAGAAUCUCUCCAAACGCUCGAGAUCUUGUUAGUCCUGCCAUGAGAAAGAUGAGCAUCUCGCAGGAACACGGAUCGAAACGGAUCAAGCUUGCGUCCGAAUCUUCUGACGACAGAUCGCAAAGUUGGCCAGCAUCAAGCGGCUCACUCCGUAUUUCCCUCAGAAACACGCCUGCGAGACAACAGUCGAUAUCCUCUGCAGCAAAAGUCGCAUUAGAAAUAUCCGAAUCUGACGACUUAGCCUACAAUGGUGAGAAUCAUCGCCCGGUGUCUGCAUCGAAGGCCAAGACUACACCGAAAACCUCUAUAAUGCAUCCCACGAAGGCCGAAACCAGUGCUGAUGACUCUUCUGAUUCUUCAGCGGAGCCAAUCACCCUGGCAUCUUUCUUGAAAGCGUCCGGAAAGCGUGCCGAUUCGGGUGAUGAAUCUGAGGACUCUGAACACGCCGCAAAGCCUGACCAAAGUCAAGCAAAGACCAGCAUCAUGAAUCCGGUGGCCCCACGGCAGGCUGGCGAUGACGAAAGUGACGAAGAAGAGCCAGACGAGGAUGAAUGGGUUGUCGAAGCUAUACUCGGCCAUCGAAUGUCAGACCCUAAGACUCAUCCUCGCCAGAAACAAGUCGUGCUCUAUCAUACUAAAUGGGAAGGUAGCGAAGAACUGACAUGGGAGCCAUCCGACAGCUUCAUGGAUCCAAGCACAGUUCGUGAUUAUCACAAGCGAUUAGAAGAAGAGAAAAGAAAUGCUCAAAACGCGAAAGCGACACCAGAGCGGUCAAGACAGGCGGUGCAAGUUGCUCAGGCAGCGACCACUCGCGUGCCAAUGCCGAGCACCGCACAACCAAGGAAGCAAAUGGAGGAGUCCAGUGAUGAAGAGAGCGAUGAGGACGAUGAGGAGGGAUGGGAAAUUGAAUCAAUCUUGGCACAUCACAUGAGUGAUCCGCGAACACACCCGGGCAAAGCGCGGACAAUGCUCUACAAAGUGAAGUGGAAGGGUUGGAAGGAGCAUACUUGGGAGCCUCUGGCGAGCUUUCCAGACAAGGCUGUCGUGAAUGCGUACAGACGGAAGAUGGGUCUGAUACCAGUGUGAGCAGCCACCGUAAGUAGAACUUAUGCUGCAUGAAAUCUUGCUCAUAGACUGCCCUCAGCAUUCAUGAAUUCUGACUCAGUGGCGACGGAACAGUCAUAGCUUCAGCUUC